This is a messenger RNA of Amphiprion ocellaris (clown anemonefish), 1180 nucleotides long. Its product is annotated as heat shock protein 30-like. Gene Ontology annotation, biological process: response to heat; protein refolding. The record is from RefSeq and is a predicted model, not a curated record. Gene Ontology annotation, molecular function: protein folding chaperone. The coding region runs from base 469 to 1080 and encodes 203 amino acids. The transcript has a single exon. NCBI's taxonomy places the organism in Eukaryota, Metazoa, Chordata, Actinopteri, Pomacentridae.
AACACUAAUGAGAAAAUAGAAAGCUGAAUGUGUCUGCUCUGAACUUUUUUAUUACUGCUGUUGUCACAUUUUUAUUCACUUCAUUUUUGCUGCACUUUCUUGCAUGUGGAAAAAUUAAACCAUUAAAAUCAAGAGUAGUUUCUCAGAGGUAAGAGUAAACUGACACUUUAUUCCAAUAAUGUGUUUAACUGACAUCUAGUGUUGAAGUCUUGCAAAUGCAGCAGAGUUCAUGAAAGUGCAGGAAUGAGCCAGUGACAUCUGCACUUUCUGAGUAACAGCUCCACCCAGUGGAGAUCUGUGGAAAUGACCAGAAACUUCCUGAACACUCUGGACCUCCUCCAGUCCGAGUAUAAAAGCUGGACAGUCCCACUGCUGAGACACAAACAAACACAACCAACACAGAAGAAAAGACAUACCUGAACAGAGCUUCAUCUCCAUCCAGAGGACUCCACAGUGAACUCAGAGAAGAUGCUGUGCUCUCAUGGACUCCAGUCUGCCCUCAGUCCAUCCAUGGACUUCUACUGGCCUGUACCCAGUCUGUUCUACCAGCAGGAUCUCCUACACACAAACCUACAGGAGCUGCUCGGCAAUCUGGAGCUGAUGGACAAACUUCAACACCCCCUCCUGGAGGAGACAGAGCCUUUCCAGAGCAGUGUGGCCGUGCAACCAGCGUCCCACCAGCUGGACGGACAGGGAGAGCACUUUGCCGUGACUCUGGACACUCCAGGCUUUUCCCCAGAGGAGCUGUCUGUCAGGCAGGUGGGCAGGAAGCUGAGGGUCAGCGGGAAGACGGAGAAGAAGCAGGAGGACGGGAACGGCUGCUACUCUUACACACUCCAGGAGUUCACACAGGAGCUGGAUGUUCCUGAAGGGCUGAACCCUGAAGCCGUCAGCUGCUGCCUGUCUCCAGACGGGAAGCUCCACAUCCAGGCAGCCAGAGGUCCAUGUGCUGAGGAGGCUGAGAGAGAGCUGACUAUGAAGAGGAGUCUGGAGGAGAAAACACAGCAGAGUGUGUGUUCACAGGAAGAAGACAAAGAGACACACAACAGCACACAGGACGAACCUGCACACAUGGACUGAUCCAGACUGAAUAAGAAGUGUUUCAUAUUAAUCAAUGAUGAUCAGGUGUGCUUUUGUAUAUUUGUAUGUGAGCCUGAACAUGCUAAAUAAAUGUAUUCAU